UUUGGGUGGAGGGCGCAGUUUUCUUCUCGGCUGCUGUGUAUAUGUUUGAAGGGAAUCCCCCACCGCACUUCCUCCCUUCCCCCAAAGCUUUCUUUCUACGCCCCCCCUCUCUCUCUCGGCUCUUCGCACGUUUCUCGCUCGUCCUCGGCAACCCACUUUUUCGUUGUUGCCGGAUCGAUUUCCCUGCGGAUUCCUAUCUACUUUGAUUUCCCCGGCUCUGAGAUCUCAAUUUGAGUGGUGCGUGCUUUAGAUCCUUCCGAUGGAGGGGAAUAGUUGGAGGCCCGCUCAGGGGGAGAGCGCCGCCGCCUCGGAUGGGGGAUCCGGCGACUGGAGGACCCAACUCCACCCGGAGGCGCGGCAAAGGAUUGUAAAUAGCAUAAUGGAAACUUUGAAGAGGCAUCUGCCUAUCUCUGUGCCCGAGGGCUUAAUUGAACAUCAGAAAAUUGCUACUCGGUUUGAGGAGAAGAUAUAUACUGCAGCUUCUGAUCGGUUUGAUUAUUUGAGGAAAAUUUCUCUAAAAAUGCUUUCAAUGGAGAAUAAGUCUCAGCAUUCUGCUUCAAUUAACCCUUUAAUAUCCAACAGCGCAGUUCUCAACCAAAAUUCUGCAGACCCAGCAUUGCUUGGUGUACAAUCACAAGCCAACCAAGGGCAACCAUUAUCUGUCUCUAUGGUGAAUCAACCUUCAGCAAGGCAACAAAUUUUGUCCCAGAAUAUUCAGAACAACACUUUGGCCAUGGCACAAAAUCCUGCCAAUCUUUCCUCUGCAUUUAAUUUAGCUAGAUGCACUUGUUUCUUUGUUCUAGCAUUAGGUGUUUUAGUAUUUGGAUUUUUUGCAUUUGGGCCUUUAUGGGUAGUACUGUUUUAACUUUUAACAACAUAUGACCCGUCAGCAACCGAGUGUUUUCUCUUUGAAUUCGUUUGACCUGGUAUUCAAAUGUUGUGAAUUUUCAGCAUGUCUCCACAUAAUUAAAGAAACCUGGUUGUCACCUGAAAAGUUAUAUGCAACCAAUGUUUUCUCGGCAUAAUCAUAACCAACUGAGAGCAAAGAUUCACAAUCCAUUAGAGAUUUUUGUUUCCUUCCAAUCUAAUUUUGACUUAUUUCCAUUUAUCAUCCAUGAUC
Messenger RNA from Musa acuminata subsp. malaccensis (wild Malaysian banana), 1120 nucleotides. Its product is annotated as mediator of RNA polymerase II transcription subunit 15a. Gene Ontology annotation, molecular function: transcription coactivator activity; chromatin DNA binding. Lineage: Eukaryota; Viridiplantae; Streptophyta; Magnoliopsida; Zingiberales; Musaceae. Gene Ontology annotation, biological process: regulation of DNA-templated transcription. The record is from RefSeq and is a predicted model, not a curated record.